GGCUAAAUUCCUAUGGAUUUUAACUUUUUGAUGUUUACAUAAUCGAGAAUUUUUUUUAACAAACUUGAAAGAGCAGUAACACUUUCAGAUGCUCAAAUUGUGUUGCAGUAUUUAGUUUAAAACCAUGUUUCCUGCUGAUCAUGUAUUUAAAGUUCGUCGACUCUACAAACUUAUUCUCCGGGUCCAUCGUGGAAUGCCAGCAGAGUUGCGGGUCCUGGGUGAUAAUUAUGCACGUGAUGAAUUUAAACGACAUAAAAACUGCAACCCUGCCGAAGCUAGAAUUUUCCUCAAUGAAUGGACAGAUUAUGCCAUAAGCCUAGCUCAACAGAUGAAACCACUGCAACAGGCUAAAAAAAAAGCUGUAGGAAAAUACCUUGACCCAAAGAUGCUCGACUUUAUGACUGAAGAUCAACUUAUUCAAUUGUAUGAACUACACCAAGCUACAUUGUCAGAUUCAAAGAAACCCAACUAGCUUGCGUCAGGCUGAUUAUUAUACUUUUAGAGACAGUAUUGUACAUAUAGUUGAAAGAAGUUAAAUCUGAAUAUUACUUGUUUGAAAAUGUUAAUUAAAAAAGUAAAAACCUUACAUAAGCAAAUUUGAUUCAAGAUUGAUUAUUAUUAUUGAC
Papilio machaon (common yellow swallowtail) is the source of this 626-nucleotide messenger RNA. It is a transcript of the gene Sdhaf3, whose product is annotated as succinate dehydrogenase assembly factor 3, mitochondrial. The record is from RefSeq and is a predicted model, not a curated record. Gene Ontology annotation, biological process: mitochondrial respiratory chain complex II assembly; succinate metabolic process. NCBI's taxonomy places the organism in Eukaryota, Metazoa, Arthropoda, Insecta, Lepidoptera, Papilionidae. The coding region runs from base 125 to 472 and encodes 115 amino acids. Gene Ontology annotation, cellular component: mitochondrial intermembrane space; mitochondrion. The transcript has 3 exons.